Triticum turgidum subsp. durum (durum wheat) is the source of this 219-nucleotide messenger RNA. The record is from the annotation of a GenBank genome assembly. Lineage: Eukaryota; Viridiplantae; Streptophyta; Magnoliopsida; Poales; Poaceae.
AUGGGCGGAGUCAGAGCAGAGAGUUGGGGUGUAGGAGAUGAGGAGAAUGGGGUAGGCUUCAUGAUGGAAGGAGAUACGACGGCAAAGAAUGUGGAGGUCGGGUGUUACAUGGAGGCGCAUGGUGAGCACCACACGCAGAUGUUCCUCUUAGCUUCCUACCUCUUCCCUGCUGCCCUAAUUUCCCCCUACGACUCAAUCAUGCCUCAAGCUACUCUCUAA